Sparassis crispa is the source of this 1047-nucleotide messenger RNA. RefSeq lists its product as hypothetical. Bases 1 to 1047 code for a protein of 348 amino acids. The transcript has 2 exons. NCBI's taxonomy places the organism in Eukaryota, Fungi, Basidiomycota, Agaricomycetes, Polyporales, Sparassidaceae. The record is from RefSeq and is a predicted model, not a curated record. Gene Ontology annotation, molecular function: protein binding.
AUGUCUGAAAACAUUUCAUCAUCUCGAUGUAGUUUGACGGACAUGCACGAACAUUCCGCUUGCGAGGCCGGUGAACCACGACAUGAUACACGGUUUUGGUUCGUCGACGGCAGCGUUAUCCUCAUUGCACAAGGCACAGCCUUCCGCGUACACCAGACUGUGCUCUCCCGGCACUCAGAGAUCUUUCGUGAUUUGUUCAGCGUGCCACAGCCUGCUGAGCAGGAGAGAUUGUCUGGUUGUCCUGUGGUUCAUUUAUCCGACUCUCCCACUGAUCUCCAACAUUUGUUGCAUGUGCUGUAUGAUUGCGGACUAUCAUACUACAAGCUCACACCAGGGCGGUUCAAUUUCGCCGAAGUGGCGGCCGUGGUGCGCAUGGCGCAUAAGUAUAGACUCGAUGAGCUGUUGCAGGAUGGUAUCAGCCUGGUGAAGACGAUUUUCACGAAUAACUUUGAGAAUUGGACAACUCUUCGGUGGAGAGAGGAAUUUCUGAUCCGAUCACCAUCUCUGAGCAUGCAGGUGUCAGAUGCCGUCAUCGCCGUCAAUGUCAUACGUCUCAUCAGUAUCCCUUCGAUGUUACCGACCGCGCUCUACCUAUGCUGCUUUCUCUCACCAACCGAGCUCAUCCGCGGUCGUGCUUGUCCAGAUGGUUCCACUGUUAAACUUUCCUCGGAAGAUCUAGAGAAAUGUUUGACAGCCACCCCAUUCCUUCAUUGCGGAAAUGACAGAAGGCGCCUGAGCCUGAUUUCCAGAGCUGGUCCGCGGUGCUCAAAACUUUCCGAAUGCAUUGCGGGGCUCCCACAAUGGCUCGAAUCUGAAAUUGAAAGUAGCGUAGACCCUUGUCCCGCUGUCCUGGAAAGCUUGGAUCAUGCCAUCGACGUGCUAGCCAUCACUGAUACUAUCUGCGAGGACUGCGUGGAGUUUGCGAAGUCUAGAGAUCUCGAGAGGCGACACGAGUGGUGGAAUCAGCUUCCGUCCCUCCUCGGUCUUGGGACGUGGUCAGACCUAAAUGACUCGAUCGGGGCACCUAACAUAUCUAAAACUGACUGA